AUGGAAGCCAAUGGAUGGAGUUUAAAAUCGAUAUUCAGAAGGUUUCCAAAUGGAAGAUACUGUGCUUUUAGACUUGAUCAUAAAGUUUGGGGUCGAAUCGUUCAACCUGAUUCUGGUAGUACUCUUAAUCUUGCAGUUUUGAUAACUUUAAUUGAACCACAGGAUCGAAUCAUGGGUUUAAAUUUACCAGACGGUGGUCAUUUAACUCAUGGAUUUUAUAAUGCGAAACAAAAAAGAGCUUCAUCAAUUUCUUUUCAAUCAUUUACUUAUGAUAUUGAUCCUCAAGUAAAUUCAUGGAUUAUCAUCAUUUAG
This is a messenger RNA of Melampsora larici-populina 98AG31, 312 nucleotides long. RefSeq lists its product as uncharacterized. Gene Ontology annotation, molecular function: glycine hydroxymethyltransferase activity; zinc ion binding; serine binding. Gene Ontology annotation, biological process: L-serine catabolic process; tetrahydrofolate interconversion; folic acid metabolic process. The record is from RefSeq and is a predicted model, not a curated record. The coding region runs from base 1 to 312 and encodes 103 amino acids. The transcript has 3 exons. Gene Ontology annotation, cellular component: cytoplasm. NCBI's taxonomy places the organism in Eukaryota, Fungi, Basidiomycota, Pucciniomycetes, Pucciniales, Melampsoraceae.